This is a messenger RNA of Drosophila ficusphila, 522 nucleotides long. RefSeq names its product NADH dehydrogenase [ubiquinone] 1 alpha subcomplex assembly factor 2. Gene Ontology annotation, cellular component: membrane. The transcript has a single exon. Lineage: Eukaryota; Metazoa; Arthropoda; Insecta; Diptera; Drosophilidae. The record is from RefSeq and is a predicted model, not a curated record. Gene Ontology annotation, biological process: mitochondrial respiratory chain complex I assembly. The coding region runs from base 1 to 453 and encodes 150 amino acids.
AUGGCCAACAAGCCAACGCGCGACGUGCUGGGGAUUAUCUUCCAGAACUUUUGGAAGUCUUUGCGACCGCGGCAGUUUCGUGGUGAUUAUAUUGGGGAGGACUAUUUUGGCAAUAAAUACUACGAGAUUCCGGCAAAUCCUUCCAUUGGAAAGAGAAAGCCCUCCCGGUGGUUUGAGCCGGCCGACAAGGAAGCCUUCGAUCAAGAGUUAACCGCCGAGUGGGAGGCAUGGCUGCGUGGUCGCCGCAAUGAACCGCCCACACGCGAGGAGCUGGUAAAGAACCUGCAGAUCAUGGAGAUGAAGAAGCGGAAUGCCGCCGAACUGGAGGCUACUUACGCAAAGGGCAAGGACGACAAAGCGCUGCCCAAACAGGUGGAAGGACCCACCAUUGGAACCUUCCCUAAGUACAAGGAGUAUGAGUUUAUUCCGGGCAAGGAGCCACCGGAGAAAUAAUUCUAGUAUUUGUAUUUUUAAACAAUUUAAUGUGUAAAUAUAGUAAAGUGAUCUUAAAUGUUCUACCAA